UCAGAGCUUUUUCUCCCCACUUUACUUUACACACUCCCUCUCUCCUCUCACUUUACUUUUCAGUUCUACUCCGUAGAUCAAAGUUCAAACCACCAAUUCCAGUUCCAGUUCCUGUUCAAGCUCAAAAAUCCCCAUUUUAAAAGCUUCAAGCUUUCUUCAAUGGUGAUCAUCACAGAGGAAGAGGAAGACCAACAACGACAAGAGCCGAAACGGUCAUUAGAGAUCAAACCAACCCAACCUUCAAAAUCAAAACCCACUUCUUCACCAACAGAAACACCAGUUGCACCACAAAAUGGUCAAAAUCCAUUCGCUUUCUGGUUCUACUUCACUCUUACAGUCUCUCUUGUGACCUUCUUCUUCAUUUCUCUCUCCUCUCUGUCCCCACAAGACCCAAAGUCUUGGUUUUUGAGCUUGCCCGCGUCUCUUCGCCAACACUACUCCAAGGGCCGCACUAUAAAGGUUCAGACUCACUCAAACCAGAACCCCGUUGAAGUUUUUUCUACUGAGCAAGGUCCUAUAACAGCAGAAAAUGUUGUUAUUGUUCAUGGGCUGGGUCUUAGCUCCUACUCUUUUCGCAAAGUUACUGAAUCUUUAGGCUCUAAAGGGGUUCGUGCGGUUGCGUUUGAUUUACCUGGAAAUGGGUUUUCGGAUAAAUCGGUGGUGGAGGUUGGAGAGGGACCAACUGGGAUUUUAGGGAGGUUUUGGUAUGUCUAUAGUGAAAUUCAAGAGAAGGGUUUGUUUUGGGCAUUUGAUGAGAUAAUUGAAACUGGCCAGAUUCCCUAUGAAGAAAUAGAAUCUCGGAUGCCAAAACAAAAGUUUGUAAAGCCAAUUGAAAUGGGUCCUGAUGAGAUUGGUAAGGUGUUGGGACAAGUGAUUGAGACUAUAGGUUUGGCUCCUGUGCAUUUGGUUUUGCAUGAUUCAGCUUUGGGGAUGCUUGCAAAUUGGGUUUUGGAGAAUUCGGAAGCCGUGAGGAGUGUGACGCUUAUUGAUACCUCAUCCAGAUCGACGGGUGCUUUGCCUUUGUGGGUUUUGGGAGUGCCAGUGGUUAGGGAGGUUGUGUUGAGGUUUUCAUAUGCUUAUACAUGGUUGAUUAAGCUGUGUUGCUCAAGGGGGAUUGAUGUUUUGGAAGUGGAUGCGCAUAGACUUCUUUUGAAGGGUAGGGAUGGGACAAAAGCAAUUGUUGGAAUGGGGAAGAAGUUAAAUCAUAGCUUUGAUAUAGCAGAGUGGGGUGGCUCGGAUGGACUGAUAGGUGUGCCGAUGCAAGUGCUUUGGUCUAGCAGUUGGUCCAAGGAAUGGAGCGAAGAGGGAAACCGAGUUGCAAGUGCACUUCCACAGGCAACUUUUGUCACCCAUUCUGGGGGACGGUGGCCUCAGGAGGACGCAGCUGAUGAGGUAGCUGAAAAUAUUGCUUAUUUUGUGUCCUCGCUGCCUGCAUCUGUCAGAAAGGUUGAGGAAGAGCCCAUCCCAGAGCAUAUUCAGAAGAUGUUUGAUGAAGCAAAAAGCGGUGAGCAUCAUGGUCAUGAUGAUGGGCAUGACCACCAUCAUGGUCAUGGCCAUGUUCAUGGCACUGGUUAUCCUGAUGCAUACGGUCUCGGCCACAGUCAUGGAUGGUGAAGUUGAUGAGUUUUAUUUUGUUUUAAAUAUUUUUUCCCAAGCCAGCAGUUGAUAUAGAAAUUAGAUUUUAGGCCCCCUUUUUCUCUGCCAUGGAUGCUCGGAAAUUCUUAUUUGCUGUACAAGAUGCCUUGAUGAAGGCGUUUGUUCUGCUGAAUCUUUGAAGCUGUGAUGUAUUGUAUUUUGUAUUCUAAAUUUAAGAAAAGAAGCUGGGUG
Molecule: messenger RNA, 1827 nt
Organism: Prunus mume (Japanese apricot)
Lineage: Eukaryota; Viridiplantae; Streptophyta; Magnoliopsida; Rosales; Rosaceae
Gene: AXR4
Product: alpha/beta-Hydrolases superfamily protein
Source: RefSeq, a predicted model, not a curated record